AGCGGCGCUGCACUGGAUGCACUAGUGAGAACGAAGGGAGAGAAACCCUGAGCUCUGUGGCCUGGCCGUAGCAGGCUGGGAUCCGGAGCAGAGGGGCGCCCUGGAGCCGCAGGCCAGCAUUUUUCCGGUCCCCAAAGGAAAGCGUACCUUGCUCUCCCCAGCUACGCAGGCGCCAGGCUCACACCCCUUCCCCCGGGCCCUUGGAGGGAAACUAAGGGCAAAGGCCAGGGUAAGGGCAGGGGCUUCCAUUCAGCUUCACUUUGCAGUGCCCAUGUGCAGCUGCGCCACACUUGCGCACUGGGGGCGCCCGAGGAGUUCGCACAUGCACAGUAGCGGAAAGGGACACAUUUUGAGAGCGGGCAGUGUUUGCUACCACGGUGCGGCUCGGGGAACUCCUCGCUGCUCACUCGGGGAGUGGCCCCUGGCGCUGGUGGACCAGGAGCAGCUAGGAGCGUCCCUUAACUCUGCUUAGCUAGGGAGAGCCCGCUGCCUGGUAGGGGCAGGAGCUGCUGGAGCGGGAGCUGCCGGAGGAGCCCCAAACUCUGCCUAGCGGGAGGGAGCCCCCUGGAGCUGCCCGGAGCAGGAAGGGGAUUUUCGGAAGUUUAAGCUCUAUUAUUCCUAUUUAAAAUGCCUAAAAAGAAGCCUAUGCCCAUUCAGCUGAACCCGACCCCAGAUAGCUCCACCAUCAAUGGGACCAGCACUGCAGAGUUUUUCUUUGGAGGGAGCAGUCAGCUGACAAAUUUAGAGGCGCUGCAGAAGAAGCUGGAAGAGUUAGAAUUGGAUGAGCAGCAACGUAAACGUCUUGAAGCUUUCCUUACUCAGAAGCAAAAGGUUGGGGAACUGAAGGAUGACGACUUUGAGAAAAUCAGUGAACUGGGAGCAGGAAACGGCGGCGUGGUCUUCAAGGUAUCACACAAACCUUCUGGCCUCAUUAUGGCAAGAAAGUUAAUUCACUUGGAGAUCAAGCCAGCUAUUCGAAACCAGAUCAUUCGUGAGCUACAAGUUCUACAUGAAUGUAACUCUCCAUACAUAGUGGGCUUUUACGGAGCUUUUUACAGUGAUGGGGAGAUCAGCAUUUGCAUGGAACACAUGGAUGGCGGGUCCUUGGAUCAAGUACUGAAAAAAGCUGGAAGAAUCCCAGAGCAGAUUUUGGGCAAAGUUAGCAUUGCUGUAAUAAAAGGUCUCACAUAUUUGAGAGAAAAACAUAAGAUAAUGCAUAGAGAUGUUAAACCAUCUAACAUUUUGGUAAACUCUAGAGGUGAAAUCAAGCUUUGUGAUUUUGGUGUCAGUGGACAACUGAUAGAUUCAAUGGCAAACUCAUUUGUUGGGACGCGGUCCUACAUGUCUCCGGAAAGACUCCAAGGUACUCAUUAUUCAGUGCAGUCAGACAUCUGGAGUAUGGGAUUGUCACUGGUAGAAAUGGCCAUUGGCAGAUACCCAAUUCCCCCUCCUGAUUCCAAGGAGCUGGAGCUGAUGUUUGGCUGCCCUGUGGAGGGAGAUUCUCCAGUUUCUGAGACUUCACCCAGGCAAAGAACACCUGGCCGACCAAUGAGCUCCUAUGGACCAGACAGCAGGCCUCCAAUGGCAAUCUUUGAACUUCUGGACUACAUCGUCAAUGAGCCUCCUCCAAAAUUGCCCAGUGGUGUUUUCAGUCCUGAAUUUCAAGAUUUUGUGAACAAAUGCUUAAUAAAAAAUCCAGCAGAGAGAGCAGAUUUGAAGCAACUCAUGAUUCAUGUUUUCAUUAAGAGAUCUGAAGCUGAGGAAGUGGAUUUUGCAGGAUGGCUUUGUUCGACUAUAGGUCUCAACCAGCCUAGUACACCCACGCAUGCUGCUGGAAUUUGAAUAUUGACAGCAAAUCUUGUACUGUACAUCUGUUAAAACAAUGCUAUUUUGGUCUCAUUUCUCAAGCUUGUAUCUGUUCAAAUAUGUAUUUCACCUCUUAAGGAAGGAAGUCUGUUCUAGCAUGUGCCAAAUCCUGUUUGUUUUUAAAUUUGUCCUAAAUUAGUGUAUUGGAUUACUUUUACUGACCAAAAUGUUUGAGAUGUUGAAAUUAUAGUGCUUGCUGAUUAAGUGAACUUGGAUAUUUUUUGUAAUGGAAAUCUCACUGGGGGUACUUAGUCCCAGAUUGUUUGAGGUCUAUCAGGAUUCCUUGUAAGUUGGUGGUACUGUACUUCAAUCAUGCUUAUCUAGUCUCCCAUACAAGGUUGUGAGAGAUCCUCCUAAACAAUAUUUGUCAAGCAUGCUUUCGCUGUUAUCAAAAUGUGCAUCUCAAAGUUAGUCAUAAUGGUUCUGAUUUUGCUUUUGUGUAGAGAACUCUUCCUGGUUAAAAGGGCAAGAGUCCUGUAUUGCCAUGAAACACAAGGUAUCAUGACUACUUUUAGACUUCUGUUUAUAUUUCUAUAUUUAUUUUUAAAUGUACUGUCAUACUUGGGAUUGUUUAGUAGUAUAUGUCUCCUUUAAUUGGUAUUUUUUAAAAAGUAGCUUUUUUUGAAUGUCCUAUAGACUCAAGAGCUAAAAGUGCAUCAGACUUGCUUCCUUUUAACCCAACUAAAGAAGACUUAUGACAACUGUGUGUAUAGUGUCUAAAAUGUAUGAAAAUCCUUUUAAUUACUUAUUCUUUCAGAUGGUUAGCAGUUUAAUCUCUUAUACUAAUAAAUAUAUUAUCAAGUAACUUUAGAGGAUGGGUAUUUUUAAAUUUUUCAGUGUAAGUUGGGAGUAAUUGGAAUUUAACUGACACCACGCAGGGCGGGUGAAACAGCUGUUUAAAUAUGUUCAGGAAAUAAGCACCUGUUUGAUACUAUUGUGUUACAUAAACCCCUUCCAAUUACCAUAAGCGCACAUAGGCCUUUUCUCCUGACUUUUCUCUGUCUCAUGUUGAAGUGAACUGGAAUCCAAUCCUUUUUUUUCAACACAGAUAAUGCACUCACCUGGGUCAGCUUGAAAAAGGAGUUCAAUACUAGCCUCUCUCUAACAGCAUCACAUACCCUAUUUCUGAACAGAGCACUCUUUUCUUACACAUUAGGUAGAGGCUCAGGCCUUCAGUUUACAUUUUGUCUCUAGCGCUGUGCUGAAACCAUUGCCUGUGUUUUGGUGCCAAUGUGCACCGUAAGAAGUGUUGUUUACUCCUUCUCAUAAGAACUAUGGGUCACUACAUAACAUUAAUAGGCAACAGGUUUAAAACAAACAUUUCUUCACAACAUCAGGCACAGAGUGCCACAGGUUGACUAAGACUAUAACUAGGUAAGUUCAUGGAGGAUAGGUCCAUCAGUGGUUAUUAGCCAGGAUGGGUAUGUGGUGUCCCUAGCCUCCAUUUGCCAGAAACUUGGAAUGGAUCACUUGACUACCUGUUCAGUUAUUCCCUCAGAAGCAGCUGGCAUUGGCCACUGUCAAAAGACAGGAUACUGGGCUAGAUGGACCAUUGGUCUGACCCAAUAUGGCUAUUCUUAUAAUCACAUGUUCCUGUUGCUGCAAUUUGCACCUGCUGUGUGAAAUCAGAUGCUGGUUCAAUUGUAGCAUCUGGUAGGUAGGUUGUAUUAACAGUGUCCCCUCUCAUUCUGCCUGCUCCUGUGGGAGAUGAGGGACUUUGUUUCUGCCCUUCCUUAGCUGGUGUUGUUAGGUGCUAUUUUGCAAGUGUUGUCCAGGAGUCUGAUGUGUACCUUGACCCUGUACUGUACACGCUUUACUGAACUCUCCCAAAUUAUGUAGCAUGAACCCUGCAUAUGUGAGACUGGUGUGAGAAAAAAAUAUUCUGUGUACACAAGUAGACUCACUAACUCAAUCAUCAGAAAACAAAUAAUGGACAUUUGAGGGCACCAUUUCCCAUUGUCAACUGAGUUUAAGAAGCCAGUUUUGACUGCUAAAAGCAGUCCCUACCCCAUUAUAUUUUGUGAGGAUUGUUGCAUGUUUAAUAUUUGCUCAGCUGUUUUAAAAAUGUCCUUUUUCCAGAGGAAACUGUGUUGCCCUUUCUAUUAGCAUCUGGUGCUAUUCAGUGAGAGCAUUUUGCAGAAAGACAGCAAAAAGCAAAACACAACCACCACCAAAAACCAAGUGAUUGGGAAAUCUUAUGAAAACAGACAGAUUUCUAGAGCUUUCUGGUUCCAGCUGGGCCAAAAAUACUCAAGACAGCCUUUCUUGUGGUAAUCUCACAUUCUGUCUCAGCAGCAACCCAGAAGUGCAGAGGCAGGUGAAUUUAAAGAUCACCCACACUUAAACAUUUGAGAGAGGUUUGUUAAGAGGAAUGGGAAAAGAUCUGAAUCACUGUUUACCUUAUCUGAACCUGUUUGGGCAUUUAGACUCUUAUCAAGGAAUGAUAGGGAUAGAAUAGGUAUAAGAUCAGUAAUAACUUUCCCUAGAAGCAAUUUUAAGAACAGCAUACACGCUCUUUCAAAUUAAUUUUACCUUUAAAAAACACAUUGAAAAGUAGAAAACCUUUUGCAGUAUACAAGACAUCCUAUGCUUAUGCUUGGAAAGAUUAGACUUUCAUUGG
Messenger RNA from Mauremys reevesii (Reeves's turtle), 4486 nucleotides. It is a transcript of the gene MAP2K1, whose product is annotated as mitogen-activated protein kinase kinase 1. Gene Ontology annotation, biological process: protein phosphorylation. The transcript has 12 exons. The coding region runs from base 628 to 1842 and encodes 404 amino acids. NCBI's taxonomy places the organism in Eukaryota, Metazoa, Chordata, Testudines, Geoemydidae. Gene Ontology annotation, molecular function: ATP binding; protein kinase activity. The record is from RefSeq and is a predicted model, not a curated record.